This is a messenger RNA of Notechis scutatus (mainland tiger snake), 530 nucleotides long. Lineage: Eukaryota; Metazoa; Chordata; Lepidosauria; Squamata; Elapidae. The record is from RefSeq and is a predicted model, not a curated record.
AGGCUGGUUCUCGGAAGGCUCUGGAAGGGAUUGGGGGGGUCCAGCUGGAUCUCUGCCUCCCCUCCCCCCUUCCCACCUCAAAGCACCCCACACCUGCUGGCAGGAACAGCAGCCCCGUCCUCCCUGCAGGACAGGGGAGCCAUGGCCCAGCCCAGCUCCGCCAGCUACGUCCGCGAAUUCACCCGCCACUCCAGUGACAUCCUGGCCAACCUGAACGAGCUGCGGAAGCGACGGAUCCUGACCGACGUCACCUUGCAGGUGGGGGGCUGCCCCUUGCAAGCCCAUAAGGCUGUCCUGACAGCUUGCAGUGGCUUCUUUUAUUCGGUUUUCCUGGGCCACGGAGGCCACGAACUCAGCGUACUGACCCUCCCCAGUUCCAUCGAGCCGGUGGGCUUCCAAGCCCUCCUGGAUUUCAUGUACACCUCCCGCCUCCUGCUCAGCCCAGGCACGGCGCCCGCGGUGCUGGUCGCCGCCUCUUAUUUGCAGAUGGAACAUGUAGUCCAAAGUUGUCACCGUUUCCUCCAGGCCAG